AUGAACGAAAAUGAAAAUCAACAAAAAGAAUAUUUAAAAUUGAAAGAAACAAUUAAAGAAGAAGAAAAUUCAAAAGAAAUCUUAAAAGAAGAAGAAAUAAUAAUAACAAAUAGUGAAAAUACAGAAAUAAAUUUAUUAGAAAAAGAAGAAAAAAAUAAUAAAAGAAUUAAAGAAAUAGAAAAAAUUAAAAAAAAACUUAAUUAUAAUGAUUUAGAUGAUAUUAUGAAAACAUUAAGAAAAAAAGAAAGAGAAAGUCAAAAUAAAAAUAUGUUUAUUCCUUAUAUUCAAAAUAAAGAUUUUGCAGGAAUUUUAUUAAUGGAUGAAGCAUCAGAUCCAAGAUAUUUAUAUUCAAAUUCAUCAGGAGUAGAUAUUUGGAGAAGAAAAGUUAAUGGAAGUACAUGGAAUGGAGUAGCAAGAACUAUUAUUCCUAAUAUUUCACCUAAAAAAAUGAGUGAAUUAUAUUGGGAUUAUACAAAAAGAAAAAAAUGGGAUAAUUUUUAUACAGUAAUUGAAGAUCUUGAGAUUUUAGAAAAUGGAAAUAGAGUAAGUAGAACAGCAACAUGGACACCUAAAAUGUUUAAACAAAGAGAUUAUAUACAUGUUAGAGAAGUAAUUGAAACAGAAAAUUGUUGUAUUGGAGUUUAUCUUCCAGCAGAACAUAAAAAAGCACCAAUAGGAUUAAAAGGAUUUAUUAGAGGAUAUGUUAAUUUUAGUGGAUUUGUAUUUAGAAAACAAGGAAAAGAUUGUUUAUGUACAUUAAUGACUCAAACAGAUAUUUCAGUACCAUUACCAGAUUUUAUAAUUAAUAAAUUUGUUGCACUUGCAGUUAGAUUAUAUGUAAAAUUAAUGAAAAAAGCAGGAUUAGAAUAUGGAAAAGAAGAAACUUAA
Molecule: messenger RNA, 888 nt
Organism: Entamoeba dispar SAW760
Lineage: Eukaryota; Evosea; Mastigamoebida; Endamoebidae
Exons: 1
Coding region: 1-888 (295 amino acids)
Molecular function (GO): lipid binding
Source: RefSeq, a predicted model, not a curated record